AUAUUUCUGAGCACCACAGGUGCGUUCUGUGUGGUCGGCUCACCAGGGAUUGAGCCACGAACAGCAUGAUAUGGGCACAUGGACCCUUGUUUUGGAGAGCAGCACAACAGCUGCACAAAAACCCUCCGCCAUGAUGCUGUGCUGCUUCCCGUAGCUGCACAGCCGACACGAACGAAUGAAUUAACGCCGAAGUGAGACACACAGCUGACUUCAGGAGUUGUUAUGCUAUUGAAGUGGUCUAGGGAUGCCCAAAGAGAAAUAUGACCCGCCUGAUGCCAGGCGGAUGUACACUAUCAUGUCCAGUGAGGAGGCAAACAGUGGGAAAAAAUCCAUCUGGGAUGGGCUUGAAAUAACUGGUAAUGUUCGGAGUCUCAGCUCGGGCCUUUGGUCGCUCACGCACCUCACUGCUCUGCACCUCAGUGACAACUCCCUUUCACGCAUCCCACCUGAAAUUGCCAAGCUGCACAACCUUGUGUUCUUGGACCUGUCGUCCAAUAAGAUCAGGAGCCUGCCAGCAGAGCUUGGCAACAUGGUGUCUCUCAGGGAACUGCUUUUAAAUAACAACCAGUUGCGGGUUCUGCCAUUCGAAUUGGGGAAAUUGUUUCAGUUACAAACACUGGGGUUAAAAGGCAAUCCACUUACUCAAGAAAUUAUGAGCCUCUACCAGGAGCCAGAUGGUACCAGGCGACUGCUAAGCUACCUUUUGGACAAUCUUAACGGUGCUAUCAAGCGCAUCCCAACAGAGCCACCUCCGUCUAGGUCCUGGAUUGUGCUGCAGGAGCCUGAAAGAACAAGACCAACAGCCCUGUUAACUGUAAUGUGCUACAACGUGCUGUGUGAUAAGUACGCCACACGUCAGCUCUACGGCUACUGCCCAUCCUGGGCCCUUAACUGGAGCUACAGGAAAAAGUCCAUUAUGCAGGAGAUCCUCAGCUGCAAUGCAGACGUUAUCAGCUUACAGGAAGUGGAGACAGAGCAGUAUUACAACUACUUCCUUGUGGAGCUGAGUAAACAGGGAUAUGAUGGAUUCUUCAGCCCAAAAUCCCGGGCCAGAACCAUGUCUGAAUCGGACAGGAAACAUGUAGAUGGAUGUGCAAUAUUCUACAAGACUGAAAAGUUCAGCAUGGUGCAGAAACACACAGUAGAGUUUAACCAACUGGCUAUGGCUAAUUCAGAGGGCUCAGAGGCUAUGCUGAAUCGGGUCAUGACCAAGGACAACAUUGGGGUGGCUGUGUUACUGGAGCUAAAGAAGGAGAUAAUGGAAUUGUCAUCAGGUAAGUCUGUCCAUGCUAUGGAGAAACAGCUCCUACUAGUGGCUAAUGCUCACAUGCACUGGGACCCAGAAUAUCCUGACGUGAAGCUGGUACAGACCAUGAUGUUCCUGUCAGAGGUGAAGAAUAUCAUAGACAAAGCCUCCCGCAGUCUGAAGCUCUCCUCUGUGUCUGGAGAAACCAACAGCAUCCCUUUGGUGCUUUGUGCUGACCUCAACUCACUUCCUGACUCAGGUGUAGUGGAGUACCUGAGCACAGGUGGGGUGGACUGCACACACAAAGACUUCAAGGAGCUGCGCUACAGUGACAGCCUGACCAACUUCAACUGCAACGGCAAAAACGGCACAUCAAACGGGACGAUCACGCAUGGUUUCAAGCUGAAGAGUGCCUACGAGAACGUGCUCAUGCCUUAUACCAAUUACACUUUUGACUUCAGAGGUGUCAUUGAUUACAUCUUCUACUCCAGACCACAACUGAACGUGCUGGGCGUCCUCGGGCCUUUGGACACAAACUGGCUCCUUGAGAACAAUAUCUUUGGUUGCCCACACCCUCACAUCCCCUCAGAUCACUUCUCCCUGUUUGCACAACUAGAGUUGGUCCUGCCUUAUCCUCCCCUUCUCAAUGGAGUCCACUUAGCUGGACACAGGUAGUGAGCCCUUCUGGCCACUGAUGGCGCUGCAGAGUCACAGUUCUUAUAAGUUUUCUGAAAAACGAUAAAACCUCUAAGCAAUUCAUAUAUAUAUAUAUAUAUAUAUAUAUAUAUAUAUAGUUUUUUUUCUUUCUACUAUCUUUAUUUUUUGGGGUCCAACAUGUUCCUGUUUGUCAGGGAGUUUCUUCUAUUUGUUAAGCUGUAGAUCUUUUUGUAUUUUUGUUGAAUCAUUCCCUCCCAUAGGCUAAAAUAUUAUCAUAAUUUUUUUUUUUUUUUUUAAUUGUUGGGCAUAGCUUGUGUGCAUUUAAAUGUGUCCAAACUGUAAGAGGAGGGUUACUCACUUGGUCACACAUUCAAAGAAAUUGCAGACUUGUUUUAAUUCCUUUUAUGGUCAGACCUUAAUACUUAAAAACCAGCCAUUGUUGCAAUUCUGAUCUUGCAAAUAAGCAUUAACCUUUCUUCCUUUAUGAAUUCAGCCUCAAUUUAAACAUGUUCUUUGAAGUAAUUUUUUCCACUUGGACUUGCAGUUGAAUUUAAUUUCAUACACGCUUGCAUAACUCACCUUUGGAUGAGUGACCAAUGUGUUUUACAGACCAAAUUCAUGAAGUAAAAUCAGUCCCCAACUGGGAAGGAGAGUGGAACCCUGAGAGCUUUUCCACUUGUGCGGUGCUGGAACUCGCUUUACAUCGGUGCUUCAUCUCCUGAUGUUUUUAUUCUCCCAUCAAUGGUGCAAUAUUUAGAACGUUUUAGACGUACUAAGCGAGGGCACUGUUAUAGAAUGUUUUUAACAAGCUUAGACAACAUAAAAAGCACUUAUUUGUCUUUCUCUCUCUCUCUCUCUCCCCUUUAGGUGGGAGUUGGAAAGGUGUGAGCUUAAUCGUUCUAAAAGUAAACCAAAUUAUUUUAGAUGUCUCGAUUCAGCGGCACUGCUUUUUGCACACUAUUGUUUUAACCCGUUCUAUGGAGGCAGGCUCUCUUUUUUUCUUUGUACGACAGGCUAUGUGAAUAAUUUAAACUGCGCUUAAUCUCACUGUGGUUACAAACAGGAGGUUUUUAUUAGAAAGGGAGGUUUUAUAUAAGACUAACCAGGGAGUCUUUUAACCAGCGAUUUCUCACUUAUUGGGUCGAAAAGGAUUUCCCAUACCUUUUCAUCCUCUCAUUACACACACAUACACAUCCUGGAAAGAUCUGUAGCACUGUUCUUAAGGCUAGUAAUGUUCUGUCCUAGCUGCAACCACCUUCUAUAUUGUAUCAGAGGGGUUCUCCCUGGUCUUUGUACAAAAUUGAAUCAAAUAUAUAUAAACGGACAGAUUUAGGCUUGACUUGAUUGUAUAUGAGCCACAUGCAAGAAUACUUUUUAAAAAAAAAGUUUUUUUUUUCUUUUUGUACUAAGAAUAAAUUAUGAUCCAAAUUCAGAAAAUUAAAAAGAUUGUAUUGUAAACUACAUUUUUAUCAGAAUUAAUCAAAACUUACCAGCUAGUAAAAAAGACAAAGAGGUUGUUCCUGGUUCUCGCUGCCAUACUUUUGCACUCAUUGCUCAUUUUGCACUUUUUUUUUUUUUUUACUCUAGUAACUUAUUUUCUUUUGUAAAUCUCGGAGUACAUGCUUUUCUUUUCCAUCCAAUCAUUCAUCUCAAGCUUGCUGUCAUAUACAUAAAGGGAGGGGAAUCGUGAAGCUCCGUAAUAUGCCAUCUGUCUAUGUGAAGUCAAGUCAGUAAUACUCCUGCCAUUCCUAUAUAUCGUGCAACUGUGUAUCUGUUUUGCUAACUCUUCGGUGAGCAACUCCCCAAACACUGGUGUUUUAAAAAAGUGGUGGAUGUUCAGUAGUUUCUUUUUAGAUUGCGUUAUGCUAUCAGUGUAUCUUUAUGUUCCUAAGAUCGAAGAGUCUUAAGAAAUCAGGUAUUAAGAAUGUUUUGAUCUUUAGUUAUUUAGUAUAUAUAUAUUAUUAAUUUUUUUUCCAAAUUUCUAAGUGUUCAUAAUUUUUGCAACAACACCAAACAUUUUAAAGUCCAGGCUGUGUAUAAUCCGGUAUACUUAAUUGUCAUAUUCAUAUUACAUGGCCAUAAUCUUUCCUGUGUAGUGCCAGUUCGAUGUGUUCUUCUAAAGCCAAUUAUAAGAGUUAGAUUUCCCACAUCUGGUAUUUCCGUGUGGGAUUUUAAUUUUUGAAACGAUCUCCACAACCUUUAGUUCGGAGUCUUUGGACCAAAUGAUCAUCUCUAAGACUUGUAAAUAAUGUCUGGUAGUGGUCUAUUUGUAGUUAGGUGUUUAGCACUUAAUGUAUUUUGGUUCACUAAACUGAUGACAUCACACGUUCAACAUGUCACAAAUCGGUUUCUUUCAACUAUGCAGCAGUAUCGCUUUUACGUCUUGCUAUGUUUUAGCAGUAUGAACCAGAGCAGUCUUUUGUUAUUUGGGGCCUCUUCACAAUAUUCUUCAGCGUUUUGUUUUGUCUUAAGUGACUAUGAAUUGUUUAUGGUAUUAUAGUAGAAAUGAGGUUAGCUUUUUUGUAAAGUGUGAAUAAAAUGUGUAUUGCAUAUUUCCUUUCUACAAAACAAAUGAAUUGUGUUGUGUGUGUGUGUGUGUAUAAUGAAUUCUCCUGCAUCAUUGGUGUUUCUUUUUGUUUAAUGAUCCGUUUCACAAUUCUUAACAUUGAUUAUUGGUCCUAGAACAUAUUUGCUACUCUGACUGAAUGGUAGAAGGAUGUGAAGUUGGUGCCCUCAGAUCGAUAAUGUUAAACCUUUAGAGCGUCCUGCUUGUUAGUAGACUAGUUUUUAUGACGUUUAUUGUCGUGAUGGAGAGCUGUUUGACACCAGGUGUUGUCGGAGAUGGCGUCUUGCUUAAAUUAAAAUGUAUGGUAUAAAGUAUAUGACUUGAUAUCUGUGCAUUUCAAUCAGUGAUAAGAUUGCUGCUUAAAGUGCUAGAAAAUAAUAUUGGUAAUGGAAACAAAAUUGUUUUCGGAUUCAUCCUUCCUAGACAAAAACAUUAACAAAAAAAAAAAAAAUUAAUUUUAAUAUUACACAUUCAACAUCCAUUCUUAAACUGAGAAACUGUGGAAUUAAUGGAGCAAGUCUUUCUUAACUGUCCUUCCAUCUUUUAGUUUUCAUUACCUCUUGCUUGCUUUCGGUUUUACCCUUUAUUAUUAUAACAUACUUUUCCAGCCUUGGUUUUUUUAAUACUGAAAACCUGCUGCAAUAAAAUUGUUAGAUUAGCUGGACCUUUUUGAUUUUUACCUCAAACACUUGUUUCGUAGAGGCCAAUGACCUUUUGUAGUAGUUUCUCUGUGACUAACACUGUACAUACCGUCAUGAGCCAUCAUGUAGUACAUGGGAUCAACUCUUGUUUACCAUUCAAGAUAAAGCCAGCAGAGAUACACAUCCAUAAUUUAAAAAAAAAAAGUUUUUGCGAUAUUCAAUGAAUGUUUAAUAAAAUCCAAAAAAGGCAGCUCUUAAAAAAAUCUCUGGAAAAGGAUGGUAAACAACUAUUUUCUCUCUGUUCUCUGUAUUCUUAGUUCUAGAGAUCUGUACAUAGAGGUUCCUUUACACCAAUGUAUUUUCCUAUCUAUGGUUGAUUAAUAAAUUCUUUCUGCUUCAUGA
Messenger RNA from Onychostoma macrolepis, 5512 nucleotides. RefSeq names its product CCR4-NOT transcription complex, subunit 6b (gene cnot6b). The transcript has 12 exons. Gene Ontology annotation, cellular component: CCR4-NOT complex; cytoplasm; nucleus. NCBI's taxonomy places the organism in Eukaryota, Metazoa, Chordata, Actinopteri, Cypriniformes, Cyprinidae. Gene Ontology annotation, molecular function: poly(A)-specific ribonuclease activity; protein binding. Gene Ontology annotation, biological process: nuclear-transcribed mRNA poly(A) tail shortening. The record is from RefSeq and is a predicted model, not a curated record. The coding region runs from base 245 to 1921 and encodes 558 amino acids.